Messenger RNA from Rubroshorea leprosula, 503 nucleotides. The record is from the annotation of a GenBank genome assembly. NCBI's taxonomy places the organism in Eukaryota, Viridiplantae, Streptophyta, Magnoliopsida, Malvales, Dipterocarpaceae.
UCACCAUCCUCCUUCAUGUGAAUGAAGUAGAAGGCCUCCAAGUAAAGAAAGAUGGCAAAUGGGUCCCGGUUAAGCCUCUCCAAAACGCCUUCAUUGUCAAUGUCGGAGACAGUUUAGAGAUUGUGACAAAUGGAGCUUAUCGAAGCAUCGAGCAUCGUGUAACAGUUAACUCUGUAAUGGAAAGGCUCACUAUUGGCACGUUUUACAAUUCAAAAUAUGAUGGGGAAAUAGGGCCAGCAAGAAGCUUGAUCUCUCAGGAGAAACCAGCAUUGUUCAGGAGAAUCACCUAUGAAGAAUACAGGAGGGUAAAGAUUGCUAGCAAGCUUAAUGGAAAAUCUCACCUUGAUACCUUUAGAUUGUAAAAUGGUUAAUUGGACUCAGGCCAAUGAAUGAUGUAGUCAUGUUUCAUGCAGCAGUGUUAUUUGAGUAAUAAGAAACAUUGAGUCAUACCACUAUAUAAUCAUCAAACAUUGAAGGAUAGUGUAUAGACUUUUUCGUUAUUU